CUACGCAAAAUAUUAUUCGUAUUUGAAUCUAUACAAGCCUUGAAGCACAAUUAAAUUUCAUACUGAUUUUCUAAAUUCAUACUAGUUUUAUUCUUUCGAUUGUCCCACCAAUUGUCCACAGUUGUUCCAGCAGUCUCUACCCGAAGUUCUGACUUCUCAGUUUCACUCAGUUUGUGACGAACCAGCGAAGCAAGUGUUGUGUGUUUUUCCGGCAGUUUUUUCCAUGCGUUCCAGCACUGUGUUUGGAUUCGUAAUAAACGCGUAAUUACAUUAUUUGAUCUGCGACGUCUUGAAGCGAGAUCAAAACCGAGAUUUUCGAAAAUAAAGCAAUUACGAUGGUACCGGACAUUCCAAGUUUCUACAACGGGAAAACUGUGUUUAUUACUGGCGGUACAGGUUUCCUCGGUGUUUGCCUGAUCGAGAAACUACUACGUUGUGUUCCUGAUUUGAAGAAUAUUUAUUUAUUGGUUCGACCAAAAAAGGGGAAAGCCAUUGAGGAGAGACUGGAAGAUAUCAAGAAAAAUUCGGUAUUCAAUAGAUUAAAGGAAGAAAAUAAGACUCACCUCUUCAAAAAAUUGAUUCCUGUUGCUGGUGAUGUGGGAGAAGAAAAUUUAGGUCUGUCAUCCGUAGAUAGGUUGACAUUGGUGGAAGAUGUUCAAAUUGUUUUUCAUUCUGCUGCAACAUUAGAUUUUGAAGCAGAUCUGAGGUCUACAACAAAAGUUAACUUAUUGGGAACACGCAGAGUUGUGGAACUUUGUCAAGAAAUAAGAGAUCUCAAGGCAUUGGUACAUGUCUCCAGUGCAUAUGUUAAUUCAGUGUUGCUUGAAGUCGAAGAACGUGUGUAUCCUGCACCAUUUGAUGUAAAUGAAUUAACCAGAUUAGUAGAGAAAUUAGACGAUACUGCUUUAGAAACAGAAACACCAAAUAUACUGAAAGAUCAUCCAAAUUCUUACACUUUUACAAAACAUUUGGCUGAGCAUGAAGUUAAGAAUGGACGUAUUCCUGCUGCUAUUGUGCGUCCUUCCAUGAUAACAGCAGCAUGGAAGGAACCAGUCUCUGGAUGGACAGUAUCUAAGAAUGGACCAGCAGGAUUCUUAAUGGGUGCUGGGAAAGGUGUUGUGAGAAGAUUACCAAUGGCAAAGCAUUUAAUUUAUGAUUACAUUCCAGUGGAUAUUGUUGUAAACAAUCUUAUUGCUGCAGGCUAUGCAGUCAACCGUGAUGGUGGUAGAGAAUUAAAAGUUUAUCAUUGUACAUCUAGUACAAUCAAUCCUUUCAGAUGGAUAACCCUGGAAUCAAAAAUUAAUAACUUCUUACAUAAAUUUCCAUUGAAAAGCGCAGUGUGGUAUCCAUAUCUUAAAUUGGUAUCCUCGAUUUUUUUAUUCAGACUCUCUGCAAUUUUCGUACAUUUCAUUCCUGCAUAUAUUUUGGAUACAGUUACUAAAUUAGCAGGAGGACGGCCAAUAUUGGUACGGUUACACACAAAUAUUAACAACUCAUUGGAUCGUUUGAAAAUCUUUAUCUUUACUGAAUGGAAAUUUCAUAGUCCUCGCACGAUUGAGUUACAUAAUUCUCUAUCAGAGGCUGAUAAAAAAGUCUUUAAUCUGGAUAUUAAGUCGUUAGUGUGGGAAGAUUAUUUUGUAAACAUGAUACAAGGUGUCAGGACAUAUCUGCAUAAUGAACAUCCAAAGACAUUAGAGAAAGCACGCUCCAAAGAUAAAGUAUUAAUGGUUGCGCAUCUGGGUUUACAAGCUUCAUUAUUAGGACUCGUUUGGUGGCUGGUCAAAAUUCUCUUUGCUAGUACUUGGACCAAAACGGGUUUAAUUGUUCCCCUUAUGUAUCUCAUUUUUGAUCAGUUAUAAGUAUAUCAAACAGAAUUCUUUUCAUACAAAUCCAAAAAUACGGAGAAUAUUGAAAAAGAAGCUACUUUCUCUAAAAUAUGUAAAAAUGCGUAACGUUAUUGUUAAUUGUUUUAAUAAUGUUUGCCAACGAGCAUUUAUAUUUCAUUAAGCGAACGACAGAUUUUACACAUUUCUACGUUUAGAAUUUAUAUACAAUUUCAUACAUUUCCACUAACACUCUCCUAACGGUGUUGGGAAAUAAAAUUAUUUAAGUAUUAUUAUAGAAUAUUUCUAUAAACAUAUUAAUAUAUUAGUAUUGUUGUAUUGAAAGUUAUAAUAUAAAUAUAAUAUGUAUAUAGAUGAAGAUAA
This is a messenger RNA of Hylaeus volcanicus, 2207 nucleotides long. Its product is annotated as putative fatty acyl-CoA reductase CG8306. Lineage: Eukaryota; Metazoa; Arthropoda; Insecta; Hymenoptera; Colletidae. Gene Ontology annotation, molecular function: alcohol-forming very long-chain fatty acyl-CoA reductase (NADP+) activity. Gene Ontology annotation, biological process: long-chain fatty-acyl-CoA metabolic process. Gene Ontology annotation, cellular component: peroxisome. The record is from RefSeq and is a predicted model, not a curated record. The coding region runs from base 336 to 1859 and encodes 507 amino acids. The transcript has 7 exons.